Messenger RNA from Entelurus aequoreus (snake pipefish), 2505 nucleotides. RefSeq names its product high affinity choline transporter 1-like. Gene Ontology annotation, molecular function: choline:sodium symporter activity. Gene Ontology annotation, biological process: transmembrane transport; choline transport; acetylcholine biosynthetic process. The transcript is spliced from 9 exons. The coding region runs from base 99 to 1721 and encodes 540 amino acids. Gene Ontology annotation, cellular component: plasma membrane. Lineage: Eukaryota; Metazoa; Chordata; Actinopteri; Syngnathiformes; Syngnathidae. The record is from RefSeq and is a predicted model, not a curated record.
CCUUGGACACUUUUACACGGGAGCCACUUCCUCUCUGCCAUUGUGUGACACUUUUCCAGUAAGUGAGAAGUUUCCACAUUUUAGAGAAACAAUCAAUUAUGACAUUGAACGUGGCGGGUCUGGCGGUGGUGGCAGCGUUCUAUCUGAUCAUCCUGGGAACAAGCAUCUGGGCGUCCAGGCUCUCCAAGAAGCGUGUGGGAGAUGGAAUCCUACUUGCUGGACGUAACAUCAACUUGCUUGUGGGUAUCUGCACUCUCACAGCGACAUGGGUAGGAGGAGGGUUCAUACUUGGUAUCGCUGAAGCAACAUACAACCCAACAUUAGGGGCAGUGUGGGCUCUCGUGCCUUUGCCAUAUGCCCUUACAUUCUUCUCAGGUGGCUUUUUCUUUGCAAAGCCCAUGAGAGAGAACAAGUAUGUGACAAUGUUGGAUCCUUUCCAGCAGAAGUACGGGAACUUACUGGCCAGUGCUCUGAUCUUUCCAGCACUCAUCGCUGAUGUGCUGUGGGUGGCACGCACACUUGUCAGCGUGGGUGCGACUAUGAGUGUGAUCCUGGACAUUUCUUACGUCUACUCCAUCAUCAUCGCUUCGGUGGUAGCCAUUGUCUACACGAUCCUGGGAGGAUUUUACUCUGUGGCUUACACAGAAGUCAUCCAGCUGAUCCUCAUAUUUAUCAGCCUGUGGCUGUGUGUCCCUUUCGCCUUGACCAACCCUCACUCUUUGGACAUCUCACUGACGGCCUACAACCAGAUCUUUCAGGCUCCCUGGGUUGGCACGGUUGAGCCUCAUGAAGCCGGAAAGUGGUUUGACAACUUCAUGGUGCUGGCUCUAGGUGGUUUGGCUUACCAAGCAUUAUACCAAAGGAUCCUGUCCGCCUCAUCUUACACCCAGGCUCAAGUGAUCUGCUUUGCCUCCUCUGCUUUUUGCCUGGUGCUGGGUAUCCCUCCUAUACUCAUCGGAGCUGUUGCUGCAUCUACUGACUGGAAUUCAACAAGCUAUGGACUACCAACUCCCUAUGAGUGUGGAGAGGCAAGUUCCAUUUUCCCCAUUACCCUGCGAUACCUCACUCCCACGUUUGUGUCCUUCAUUGGCAUUGGAGCUGUAACUGCUGCUGUCAUGUCCUCCAUGAACUCUGCACUGCUGUCUUCUGCCUCAAUGUUCUCCUCCAACGUCUACAAGAACAUAAUCAGAAAACAGGCAUCAGACCGUGAGAUGCAGUGGGUGAUUCGUAUCUCGGUGGUGGUUGUAGGUCUGACUGGUACUGGCCUCACCUUCCUGGACAACAGUGUUCUGGUCUUCUGGCUUGUUGGUUCGGACAUGUCCUUCACCAUCAUGUUUCCUCAGCUGGUUUGCAUUCUCUUCUUCAAGGUGUCCAAUGGCUACGGGGCUAGUUUGGGCUUCUUAGUGGGAAUCACUUUGAGAAUUCUAAGUGGAGAGCCACUCUUCGGCCUGCCACCUGUCAUCUGCUACGGCUGCCAACUGAAUGAUGAGGGAACGCUCACCCAGUUCUUCCCCUUCCGCACUGCUAUCAUGAUCACCUCCCUGCUAUCUGUCCUGCUGUUCUCCUGGCUGGCGGCUUUCCUUUUCAAUCAAGGCCUGUUGUCUGAAAAGUGGGAUGUAUUUAAGGUCAAACCAAAAGAGAACGUUUAUGAAGACAGAAAGGCCGGUGGAAACAACACAGAGGCCCCUGUGUCUGUGCAGUUACUGGAAAGCACCGUUUAAAGGCACCUCACAAGAUGACAGGAGGUUCAACAGGAGUUCAAACUAACAACUACUACUCCAUAACAUCAACAGCUAACUACAAAUGUUUUUUUUAAAUCAUCGAUUAUCACCCAGUGGGCAGCACGGUGGUACAGGGGUUAGUGCAUGUACCGCGGUAUAGCUCGGUUGGUAGAGCGGCCGUGCCAGCAACUUGAGGGUUGCAGGUUCGAUCCCCGCUUCCGCCAUCCUAGUCACUGCUGUUGUGUCCUUGGGCAAGACACUUUACCCACUUGCUCCCAGUGCCACCCACACUGGUUUAAAUGUAACUUAGAUAUUGGGUUUCACAAUGUAAAAGCGCUUUGAGUCACUUGAGAAAAAGUGCUAUAUAAAUGUAAUUCACUUCACUUCACUUCACUACCUCACAUUACAAAGGUCCUGGGUUCGAUCCUGGGCUCUGGAUAUUUCUGUGUGGAGUUUGCAUGUUCUCCCCGUGACUGCGUGGGUUCCCUCCGGGUACUCCGGCUUCCUCCCACCUCCAAAAACAUGGACCUGGGGAUAGGUUGAUUGGCAACACUAAAUUGACCCUAGUGUGUGAAUGUGAGUGUGAAUGUUGUCUGUCUAUCUGUGUUGGCCCUGUGAGGAGGUGGCGACUUGUCCAGGGUGUACCCCGCCUUCUGCCCGAAGCAGCUGAGAUAGGCUCCAGCACCCCCCGCGACCCCGAACGGGACAAGCGGUAGAAAAUUCUGUGUUGUAUCUGUUUUAUGUUGCACGAUUGCACCAAGAAAAAUUCCUAGUUUGUGAACCC